Striga hermonthica is the source of this 930-nucleotide messenger RNA. Lineage: Eukaryota; Viridiplantae; Streptophyta; Magnoliopsida; Lamiales; Orobanchaceae. The record is from the annotation of a GenBank genome assembly.
AUCGGAUAUCACAUUAAGUGCGGAUGAAUGUAAUAGAAGUCUUUUUGGGAAAAUAAUUGGGGACAAAACAACAAGCUGGAUUGGAGUCAAGAGAACGAUGACGAACAUAUGGAGGCUCUCUCAGGAUAUGGAGAUAAAAGAAUUGAGCCCGAAUUACUUCCAGUUCAUCUUUCAAAGCAGAGAAGAUAAAAUGAAGGUGGCCACUGGAAUCAACUGGAGCUUUGAAAAUCAAUAUCUUGUUCUUAAGGAAUGGAGAACAGGCAUCUCAAGUAAGCAUCCAUGUUUUAAUGAGCUUAAUUUAUGGGUCCAAGUAACAAACACCCCAUUGGACUGGUUAAGCACCGAAGUUGGUUUAAAAAUUGGCAAGGCAUUUAAGCAAGUUAAGAAUGUGGUUCUUGCAAGUGCUGGUAACCAUGGAGGAAAAUAUCUGAGACUGUUAGUCACUGUAGAUUUGGAAGAGCCUUUACCUCGAGUAGCUAAUAUCAGACUUGGAGAACAAACUGCUCAGGUUGGCUUCAAAUAUGAAAAACUCUUAAAUCUCUGUCAUUGUUGUGGUAUGAUUCGCCAUCUAGACCGCAGCUGCUCAAAGAGAAUCUCCGACAUAAACAACAAUUCUCUCAAAGAAGGACAGUAUGGUGAUUUUAUGAAGGUUUCUGAAGGAUUGAAAAGGUUUGAUCCUACAACGUCAGGUUCUAAAGGAACUCCUCACACAGAGUCUCCCAAAGAAAAUGAGCACAUGUCUCAUCCCCAAACAUCCUCCCAACAAGCUGAAACUAGCCAGCAACUCAUCCAUGUUCCUGAUGUCACACCUGCUACUCUUAAUGAAGGUGAUCAAGAUUCAGUUGCAUCUGCCUCUCACUCUCCUGGCAAUCAAGAAGCUCUGGUUGAAUCAUCUCUGCAAAUUGUUGAAUCUUACAAAGCCAAGGCCAU